Lotus japonicus is the source of this 363-nucleotide messenger RNA. RefSeq lists its product as uncharacterized. The transcript has 4 exons. Gene Ontology annotation, biological process: RNA processing. Gene Ontology annotation, molecular function: RNA binding. NCBI's taxonomy places the organism in Eukaryota, Viridiplantae, Streptophyta, Magnoliopsida, Fabales, Fabaceae. The record is from RefSeq and is a predicted model, not a curated record. Gene Ontology annotation, cellular component: nucleolus. Bases 1 to 363 code for a protein of 120 amino acids.
AUGGAUCUCAUGUCAACUCAAACCGAGCCAUUAAGCAGCACUGUUUGGAAAUCCAAUUCCGAGCUGAUUGAUGGCCUUUUUGUUCCUCCAAAUGCUCCCAAAAAUUUGAACAAGUUACUGAGAAAGCAGUUCAACAUGCUGGCUCAAACCAUCACCCCUGAGUUGCAGAAAGAUCUCAAGUUAUUGAAGAUGGAAACAGUUGUAGAUUCUCCAUUGGACUUCUUCUCAGGAAGAUUAACAAAGGAGAGGAAAUCAUCACUUGCAGAUGAACUGCUUUCUGGUCAAAACCUUGCAGCCUAUUGGUAUUCUCCACGAGAGUCAAUCUUGUUCGAGUCGGGAACAUCCAUAUCAUGGUGGGGCUAA